GUGAUUAGCAAUAACAAUUUAUAAUUUUAAAUUAUAUACACAAAACAUGAGCGAGGAAAACAAUGAAAACAUAAUCUGGACCAUUAAAAAUGGAGAAUUAGAUGCCGUUCAAACAACGUUUAGCAACGAUACGCAGAAAGUUAACACAGAGAUCAAAGGGAGAUUUCCAAUACAUUAUGCUGCUGAUUUCGGCCAGCUAAAUGUUCUGAAAUAUCUUAUUAAUUUGGGAGCCGAUGUAAAUAGAAAAGACAAACAUGGAAUCACUCCACUUUUGGCGGCCGUGUGGGAAGGACAUACAAAAUGCGUGGAGUAUCUAUUGGAAAAAGGUGCAGAUAAAAAUGGAUCCACUCCAAAUGGUGAGAGUUAUGCCGCAGUAGCAGAAAAUGACGAAAUCAAGAAACUGCUGUCCAAUGUAUAAACAUAAUUGUAAAACAAUUUCAAAUUAAAAACAUAUGAGCAUUUUAAUAUAUUAGAAAA
This is a messenger RNA of Drosophila novamexicana, 477 nucleotides long. RefSeq names its product myotrophin. Gene Ontology annotation, cellular component: nucleus; cytoplasm. The record is from RefSeq and is a predicted model, not a curated record. The transcript is spliced from 4 exons. Bases 47 to 418 code for a protein of 123 amino acids. Gene Ontology annotation, molecular function: protein binding. Gene Ontology annotation, biological process: regulation of barbed-end actin filament capping. Lineage: Eukaryota; Metazoa; Arthropoda; Insecta; Diptera; Drosophilidae.